GCAGCCUCGUAGGAAAUUCGAAUGGAAACUUCGCGCUUCACGCCCCCAUAGUAACGAGGCCCCGGGAUUCAAAUGAACGCAACUUUAUGGAGCGCCUCACGGCGGCAGAAACAUUGCGCGAGGGGCGGAGCCUCCCCCGGCGUGAGGAGGCAACGUGCAGCCGCAUUGCCCGGGAGUACGGGACACUCCCUCCGGUUCCGGGUCAAGCCGUUCUCCCGCUUUCCCUCCCCGCCUUGGCGGGCAGUAGCCAUGGCAGGGAGUAAUAGCGGUGCCGCCGCCGCCGCGGCCAACCUGAAUGCGGUGAGGGAGACCAUGGACGUUCUCCUUGAGAUUUCAAGAAUAUUGAAUACUGGCUUGGACAUGGAAACACUCUCUAUUUGUGUACGUCUGUGUGAGCAAGGAAUAAACCCAGAGGCCUUAUCCUCUGUCAUUAAAGAACUUCGCAAGGCCACAGAAGCACUAAAGGCUGCUGAAAAUAUGACAAGCUGACUUCAUGGAGGGAUCUCUUGAUUAGAUGAGCAUCAAGAUCUGGAACAUGUGAAGAUUGCAUAUGGAAUGAAAUUAGUUUUUACAGCAAUGUAAAAUUAAACCAUAGCUUUAUAUUAUAGUGGAAAGUAGCUUAUUGAGAUCUCAGAUAACUGUUUAGUUCACAUCUUUAUUUCCUUUUUUUAACAGUCCUAAUGGUUUACAAAUACCACACUAUUAUUUAUAUAUUCUUUAUUUAUAGCUUUGAAAGCUUUAAUUUUGUAAACAGUCUGUCAAAUGUGGCACAUUUGCUCUGCCUAGUUGAAAGUAUAGUGGAAACUAUCAACACUGAUGUAGUAGUUAUGACUUGUUGACAUUUCCAUUAUAAAUUCUAAUUUUGAAUCGUUUGUGUGUAAUAACUUUAUGGUUUUACUUUUCACUGGGCUAGAAGUUGGCAGAAUUUCAGAGAUCUUUUGAGUGUGUCAGUUUUUAUUUAAAUCCAUUAUGUAUGUCAAUUUUGUUUUGUAUAAAAGCAUGUUAAUUUCUUAUAGUCUCUACUAUUGUAACUAAAAUACUUAGUUUCUUAAACAAUUUAGCUGACAUUGAAUAAUGUGAACUAGAUCACUUUUUUAUUAAAAAUAAAACUUUUAGAAACAGCUGUUAGUUGCUAUUUGAAUCAUCUAAAGCCAAUGAAAAUAUCUUAGUUUUGUGGGGUUUUUUGCCUUUUAAGAUUUAUGAUCUUAUUCGAAAACCUCAGUAAUAAUGUAUUUAUGAUAAAUAUGACCAACAUGCAAAAUCCCUUUUAUUAAGUAAAAAUAAUUUGUUUGCUGAAUAAUUAUCAAAUAAAUUUUUAUUCAUUGGAUGAAAAUUAUUUUAAAGUUUAAAUUUAACUUUUUUUUAGGAUAAAAAGAUUUCAAGUCAUUAUACAAAGACUAAAUAAAAUAGGCCAAAUAUCAAGAAUUGUUAAACUGUGCCUUCUUAAAAUCACUUUUGUGAUAUUAUUUUACCCUGAUAGUUCUGUUUCUCGGUGGUGCAGUAAAGAGGGAUUUUUAGAAAGGACAGAAUAUGGAAAUAAAGAACUAGUGUUAUUGAUUCUCUGCAUAAUUACUUAUUUUUAUGGCAUGUUAAUGUGCUUUUUAAAAAGGCUUCUGCUCUCUCCACUAUUGUUUUUAAAACAUAAGCAGAAUUUUUUCCUAUUUAUCAUUCAAACACAUGUAGAAUUCACUGGAAAAUUUCUCAUGUAUAGGAGGGCUAAGUAGCAGCCACAUUUGUUCUAUAGUUUCUAUACUUGCCAGAAAUGGGGCAAUGAAGGAGGGCAGGGAGUAAUAACUUGCAAUAUCAAGAACAUAACUGCCUGUUAAUGUUUUUAGACUCCUAACAUCUAUAGAAAAUGAACUCUUUUGGUCUGCCUUUAAAUAAAACAAAUUUUUUAUCUAGCUCUUAGGCCUGAAAGUGAAAAGCAAUUUAGUGCAUUCAAUCUUAAUUUUUUUCUUCUAAUGUAAUGGCCCAGAUUCAGUUUAUGAAUUUAUAAUGUCACAAAUUAAGUUAUGUGGAAAAUGCAGGAAAAAAAUGUGGGAAGAGGUCUAUGUUUACAGAGGGCUUCCUGAAUGUGUUACAUUUCUGAAAUGUAAAUCUAUUUUUUUAAUGCAUAUUCAUAAUCUUUCAAAGGAUAUUUAAGGAAAUGAAACAAACAAUAACUGUAAAAUUGUAGUCUUGUGCAUGUUAUCACUGACAAUAAAACUGAAUAGUUUUGAAAGGUACUUUUGAUUUGUUUCCCAUGUAUUAUGUAUUGGAAAAAAAAUCAACCAUGUGAAGUACCAUAGUCAUUUUAUGUAUAUGUGAGUAUUCUUAAUAUUUCUAUUAUAAAUAUUUAUGUACUUAGUUAUUCAUGAUUUUACUCAAUUCCGUAGAAGUGCUGUGUCAAUGUGUCUUUUAAAUAAAUUUUUAUCAAUA
Molecule: messenger RNA, 2418 nt
Organism: Dromiciops gliroides (monito del monte)
Lineage: Eukaryota; Metazoa; Chordata; Mammalia; Microbiotheria; Microbiotheriidae
Gene: MZT1
Product: mitotic spindle organizing protein 1
Exons: 3
Coding region: 73-489 (138 amino acids)
Biological process (GO): mitotic spindle assembly; microtubule nucleation by interphase microtubule organizing center; gamma-tubulin complex localization
Cellular component (GO): interphase microtubule organizing center; gamma-tubulin ring complex; centrosome
Source: RefSeq, a predicted model, not a curated record